AUGCCCAAAAGCUUCAUCACAAAGGUUCAAUCGCCUGUGCGACACAGCCUUACCCUUCCAACGGACUUGAAUCCAUCACCAAGCUCAAAUCCCUCGAUCAUCAAUGAUGCAUUAAACGUGCGACUUAAGGUGUUCGUGGGUGGUCAAAACACCGAUCCUGCGGAUGAAAUCGACGGUGAUGACGCUCGCAGCUGGCAUUGGGUUACUUAUGACAAUGAGGACCCUCAGAACCCGAUUCCAGUCGCAACCAUCCGAUUGAUCCCACCGCCACAAGUCCCAUAUGAGAGUCUUCUAGAUUCUAACCAAGGAAGAAGGGCAGAAUGGCCGAAAUAUGACCUGUUCAAUGAGCCGUCCAUCAGACUUGGACGGCUGGCGUGUCUAGAGGAGUAUCGGGGAUACGGCCUGGGCAAAGGUGCAAUCCAGGGGGCGCUAUACUGGGCAAGAGAACAUCCGACCGAGAUCAAUUUGGCUUUACUAGACAACUUGCGCGAAGUUGGUGGUGAUGAGCGCACGCUACCUGGCGGGAAGUGGUCUGGUUUGGUGCUUGCACAUGCGCAGGCACAUCGAGAAGCGAUGUAUGCGCGACUUGGGUUUGUUACCUAUGGGCAGUUAGGAGUUUGGGAAGGCUUUGAACAUGCUGGCAUGUCAUUGCGACUCGAUGUAAAGAGAGAAUCGCACCUGUAA
Messenger RNA from Penicillium macrosclerotiorum, 684 nucleotides. RefSeq names its product GNAT family N-acetyltransferase. The transcript has a single exon. Gene Ontology annotation, molecular function: acyltransferase activity, transferring groups other than amino-acyl groups. NCBI's taxonomy places the organism in Eukaryota, Fungi, Ascomycota, Eurotiomycetes, Eurotiales, Aspergillaceae. The record is from RefSeq and is a predicted model, not a curated record. The coding region runs from base 1 to 684 and encodes 227 amino acids.